Candoia aspera is the source of this 2502-nucleotide messenger RNA. RefSeq names its product calpain-8-like. Gene Ontology annotation, molecular function: calcium ion binding; calcium-dependent cysteine-type endopeptidase activity. Gene Ontology annotation, cellular component: cytoplasm. Gene Ontology annotation, biological process: proteolysis. Lineage: Eukaryota; Metazoa; Chordata; Lepidosauria; Squamata; Candoiidae. The record is from RefSeq and is a predicted model, not a curated record. The coding region runs from base 106 to 2214 and encodes 702 amino acids. The transcript is spliced from 21 exons.
UUUGUUUGCUCCACCUCUCCCUGGCCACGCACUUGCACACUUUUCUUCUUGCUCUUAACCUUUAAGACAUCUUGUACCCUUGUGUUUCACAGGGAAUCUGGUGCUAUGACAGGUGUAGCCCUCAAACUGGCCAGGGAAAAGGCCAUCCUAGAUGGUCUAGGAUCUAAUGGAAAUGCCGUGAAAUACUUGAAGCAGGAUUUUGAGACUCUGAGAAGGCAGUGUUUGCACUCUGGGACUCUCUUCAAAGAUGAAGAAUUUCCUGCUUGCCCCUCCACUCUUGGCUAUAGAGAUUUGGGACCUUAUUCUCCCAAAACUCAAGGGAUUAUUUGGAAACGACCCUCGGAGCUGGUCCCAAACCCCCAGUUCAUUGAGGGAGGAGCCACUCGUACAGAUAUUUGUCAGGGGGCACUGGGAGACUGUUGGCUUUUGGCAGCUAUUGCAUGUCUCACAUUAGAUCAAGAAAUUUUAGAGCGGGUUGUUCCCAAAGAUCAGAGUUUCCAGAAGGACUAUGCUGGGAUCUUUCAUUUCCAGUUCUGGCAGUAUGGAGAAUGGGUGGAUGUUGUUGUUGAUGACCGGCUCCCCACAAAAAAUGGACAACUACUGUUCUUGCACUCAGAAGAACACAAUGAGUUCUGGAGUGCCUUACUGGAGAAGGCCUAUGCCAAAUUGAAUGGUUCUUAUGAGGCUUUAACUGGUGGAUCUACUAUAGAAGGUUUUGAAGAUUUUACUGGUGGUAUCUGUGAAUCUUAUGACCUGAGGAAAGCUCCCCCUAAACUGUAUCAAAUAAUGCAAAAGGCCCUGCAAGCUGGUUCAUUGUUGGGCUGCUCCAUUGAUAUUACCAGUGCAUAUGAAACAGAAGAAAUAACAAGUCAGAAGCUGGUCAAAGGCCAUGCUUACUCUGUUACUGGAGCAGAAGAGGUUACCUACCGUGGCCAGCUGGUGGAACUAGUCAGGAUCAGAAAUCCAUGGGGUGAAGUGGAAUGGACAGGAGCCUGGAGUGAUAAUGCCCCAGAAUGGAAGUCUAUUGACCCUAAGCAAAAGAAUGCUCUGGAUAAGCAAGCAGAUGAUGGUGAAUUUUGGAUGUCUUUCUCAGAUUUUCAAAAGCAGUUUACAAGACUUGAGAUCUGCAACUUGUCCCCUGACACUCUGACCUGCAAUCACAUUCAUAAGUGGAACAUGACCCUGUUCAGUGGAAACUGGCAACGUGGUUCUACAGCUGGAGGCUGCCAAAAUUAUCCAGCAACAUACUGGACCAACCCCCAAUUUAAAAUCAAGCUGGAAGAGCCGGAUGAUGAUCAGGAAGGAAGUGCAAGUGAGCCCUGUUGCACGGUGUUAGUAGGUUUGAUGCAGAAAAAUCGCAGGCGACAGAAGAGGAUGGGGGAAGGGUUGCUUAGCAUCGGCUACUCCCUUUAUCAGGUGCCCAAAGAGUUAGGAAAUCAAACUGAGGUUCACCUAAGCAGAGAGUUCUUCUCAACAAAUAGACCUGUAGCUCACGCAGACCCAUAUGUCAACUUGCGUGAAGUAUCAAAUCGCUUCCACCUGCCACAGGGAGAAUAUCUUAUUGUGCCAUCCACCUUUCAGCCUUUCAAAGAUGGACAGUUCUGCCUUAGGAUCUUUUCUGAGAAACAGGCUAAAGCUCAAGAAAUUGGGGACACUGUCACUGCUAAUCCAUAUGAGCCUCAUGUCACAGGCAAGGAUAUAGACAACGAAUUCAAAAGUCUGUUCCAACAGCUUUCUGGGGAGGAUUGUGAAAUGACUGCAAAUGAACUUCAGACUGUUUUGAAUAGAGUCAUAACAAAAAGAAUAGACAUUAAAAGUGAUGGAUUCGACAUAAACACCUGCAGGGAGAUGAUCAGUCUCUUAGAUAACCAUGGAACUGGUACCUUGGGACUUGUAGAAUUCAAGAUCCUUUGGAUGAAGAUUCAGAAAUAUCUGGAAAUCUAUAAAAAAGUGGAUACUGACUGUUCUGGAACCAUAGAUGCACAUGAAAUGAGAAAAGCUCUCAAGGAAGCAGGCUUCACUCUCAACAACAAAGUCCAGCAAAGUAUAGCUAUUCGCUAUGCCUGUAGCAAGCUGACCAUUGAUUUUGAUGGCUUUGUGGCCUGUAUGAUUCGCCUAGAAUGCCUGUUCAAAAUGUUUCAGAUGCUAGAUAAAGAUAAGUGUGGAACAGUUCAGCUUUCUUUGGCAGAGUGGCUAUGUUGUGCAUUGGUUUAAAGCGUUAUUUUUGGCAUUCAUUUGGGGACUGGACAACUUACCAUUCAACCAAGAAGUUUCUGGGAAAGAGUUGAUUCCAUAACAUUCUAAAACAUGAGGAAGAAAAGUAAUUUCUAUGCCAGGCUCUAAUGUAUAAUUUAAAAUGAUCAGAAAAUAAACAAGUAUGCAUGGAAACAAUAAAUACUGUACAUAGCAAGCAUAGCCACAUAAGCAGCUUUGAUUUAGUGAAUUACGUGUGUUAUGAAGUCUAAGAUUCAAAACUGUGAUUAAAACUGAAUUCAGUUCUAA